Messenger RNA from Galendromus occidentalis (western predatory mite), 1582 nucleotides. RefSeq lists its product as uncharacterized. The transcript has 6 exons. Gene Ontology annotation, cellular component: chitin-based extracellular matrix. Gene Ontology annotation, molecular function: structural constituent of chitin-based larval cuticle. The record is from RefSeq and is a predicted model, not a curated record. NCBI's taxonomy places the organism in Eukaryota, Metazoa, Arthropoda, Arachnida, Mesostigmata, Phytoseiidae. The coding region runs from base 31 to 1185 and encodes 384 amino acids.
CAAACGCAAGUUGGACACAGCCACACCAACAUGAAGGCGUUCAUCGUAUUGGGUCUCGCGGUCGCUUCGGCGUACGCCCGCUCUGACGACGGUUUCUCGAGCGUCUCGAGGACCGAAGAUUCACACGGCAACUACCAAUUCAAUUACGAUAUCACCGACUGGGACACGAACCGCAAGCGAUGGGAAGUUUCGGAUGCUCACAACAACCGCAAGGGUGGAUACUCCAUCACCGACGUCGACGGAAAAGUUCGUCAACUCGAAUACGUUGCCGAUAAGGGCGGCUUCCGCGCUGUUAUCCGAACCAACGAGCCCGGAACCGCUCCCGGAUACAGUGGAGAUGCUCUCUACGUCCGCGAAGGAGUCAAACAAAUCAUCACAGCUGCGCAACCUGCCCUACAGCUGACCGGACACGUCAUCAAGCAAAAAAAUAUCGCUCAAGGCUAUAUCCCGGCAGCCCCCGUGGCGAUCCCCAAGCAAGUUUACUAUCAACAGCCCGUUGCUCAGCCUGUAGUUCAGCAGAGGCCCAUUUUCUACCAGCAACCCAUCGUGCAGAAACCCGUGCUUUAUCAACAGCCGAUCGCGUACCAGCCCAAGCCGGUCGUAUAUCAACAACCCAUCGUUAAGCCCAGCCUCCAGGUCUACCAGAACAUGCAGCCAUUCGUCCACGUUCAGCAAAGGCCCCUUGUUUAUCAACAGCCCAUCGUGCAGCAGGUUAUCCAACCUAAGCCCAUAGUUUACCAACAGCCUAUCGUUCAGCCUGUCAGUUAUCAGUCUUACCACAACGUCCACCCCGUUGUCGCGGCUCCCCAGCCGAAAUACAUCGCGGCUCCUGUGAAACCUCUCGUGCAGAAAGUCGCCGUGCAACCAGUGGUUCUCAAGGAGAAAAAAAUCAUCGUCACGCCUCCUCCAGCCUACAGCGGCCCCCGGAGGAAGAUUCAGAAGCUCAUCGAAGAUCCCGCGCAGUCGUACAUCACACCGGAACUUCCCGCUCUGGCCCCUAAGCGAAUUCCCGGCUACAACCCCGGACUCGAAGAUUUCGAGGACGAUGAUGACACCACCGUUGCUCCUCCCUUGAGCCGCAGCCGAGUUGCCUACGCUCCCGUUGGGAGAUUCCAAGGAAUCACCCGCAAAUCUGGAUCUUUCCCUCCUCUGGCCGGACCCCCCUCCCGACGAGCCAGAGCGUAGACUAAAAUCCUCGAAAAUUCCUCACACUCCCUGAGGCAGAUAAAAAAACAGACUUCAGUAGUUUCGCAUGCUAAACCUCCUGAGGAGUUUCGAGCUCUGGGGCGACUCGGAACUCGAGGUGUUGAGUGAUGAGGAUGCGAGUGGUGUCCAAUCGCUCAAUGUCAAGCUCUCGGGAGCUGUAUAUUUAUAAUUAUGGAUGGGAUAUCUCUCUCUACUAACCCUGACUGAACCCUGAAUGUGAUGUGAAAGAAGGAAGAAGAAAGCAAGGAAACAAGCCUCGUGCGAGUGAUAGACACGAGAUUCCGUAGACACGAGAUUCUUCACCAGAUUGCUCCGAGAAAACCAUCAUCCAGAUUAUUGUACGCAACUGUGUCAGCCAAUAAAGCUCAAUCUGGAU